Messenger RNA from Sclerotinia sclerotiorum 1980 UF-70, 1107 nucleotides. RefSeq lists its product as hypothetical. The record is from RefSeq and is a predicted model, not a curated record. The transcript has 4 exons. Lineage: Eukaryota; Fungi; Ascomycota; Leotiomycetes; Helotiales; Sclerotiniaceae. The coding region runs from base 1 to 1107 and encodes 368 amino acids.
AUGGCAGCAGUGACGAAUACCAAUAUAUCGAGUGUUGUCGACCGAUUAAAAGCAAGCAGUGGAAAAGGCACUACCACGUAUGGUCUUUCAGAUCAAGUCACUCUUCUUCAGCAUGACCCUAUGUUUGCUUCCUUGAUUGGCGAAUCCCCGUCGCAUUCUCUUCUAUUUUCAACUGCCGGCUCUACCAAUAAUCCUUUCUUUCACGAGGCUUGUGUUUUGCUGCCCGACCAUGAUGAACUUUACAUCACAUCCAAUCUUCUCCAAGCUUCUAGCUCCGCAAAUUUUCCCACUAUUUUGAUCUCUAGAAUCAAAAUUCAUCGUGAUGAGGAUGGAAGUAUCAAAUCAGCUGAUUGGGUGAAAAUGCGUCCUCCACCGGGUAUAGAUAUGCCGAAUGGUGGUGUCAAUUACCAAGAUGGAAUUCUCUUCUGUGCUCAAGGAAAUACAAACGCAAGCUCGGGUGGUAUUUAUUAUAUGCCAAGAUCUUCACCUCCAAAACCUAUGGUGACUAAUUUUCAUGGAAGACCAUUCAAUUCGGUGAAUGAUGUUGUGGUAGCUAAAGAUGGUAGUAUUUGGUUUACGGAUCCAUGUUAUGGGUGGGAGCAAGAUUUUCGACCAAGACCUAAGUUGCCUUGUCAAGUCUAUAGGUUUGAUCCUGUUACGGGGGAUAUUAGGGUUGUCGCAGAUGGGUUUGGUAGACCGAAUGGAAUUGCUUUUUCAGUGGAUGAAUCAGUGAUUUAUAUUACGGAUACAGAUCAAAUUCAUGGAGAUGGGACUAAAGAUUUUAUGCGCCCUGCUACUAUAUAUGCCUUUGAUGUUCACACGUCUUCAGGUGCACCUUUUCUUAUCAACCGAAGAGUAUUCGCAUAUGCAGCAGAUGGCUUCCCAGAUGGUAUCAAAUGCGAUAUCCAUGGUAACGUGUACUCUGGCUGUGGGGAUGGUGUCGAAGUCUGGAAUUCAACCGGGACUUUAAUUGGAACGAUUUUAGUUCCUGGUGGUGUUGCCAAUUUUUGUUUUGGAAAGGAUGGAGAAAUAUUCUUAUGCGCCGAGCAGAAAUUUUGGAGAUUACAAUUGGCAAGGACGACAAAAGGUGCAUUGCUUGGUAUCUAG